ACACUGAUAUUUCUUCUCAUUCAUCCUUAUAUAGAUUAAAAACAAAAAAAAAUAAAAACUCAUGAUCACCAUUCAAAGGUGGAAGAAGGUAAGGAGACACAGCUUCAUUUCUUUGUCCUCUGCAACAUGUCUAAAGCAAAUGUAAGAAGACAAUUAGUACUUCUGGAGAAGAACAAGGUUCCCAAGGAGAAGAGUACUACUAGUGCUUUCAGCUCCCACUUUUCUUAUAAACACCUAAAGAGAAUCUACCCAAUUGGGCUUCACAAGAGUUCUUCAUCUUCCUCUCUAUCUCUAUCAUCCUUAUCCUUGUCUUUGUCAGAAAACUCCAUUGACUCUUCUUCUAUCAUUGAUUCUACUUCUCCACUCGAUCAGAAGAUUUCAUCAGCACUCCGCCUCAUUGCACCACCGCCCCAAAGAAGAGAGUCUCCGGUGCCUAAAGUUGUCCAACAGCAGAAUCAGAGCUUCCAGGAUACUGAUAAUGGGGAGUUGAGGAGGUGCAAUUGGAUAACAAAGAAUAGCGAUAAAGUUUAUGUUGCAUUUCAUGAUGAAUGCUGGGGAGUUCCAGUAUAUGAUGACAAUCAAUUGUUUGAGCUGCUUGCACUGUCUGGUAUGUUGAUGGACCACAAUUGGACUGAAAUUGUGAAAAGAAGGGAGCUAUUCAGGGAAGCCUUUUCUGGAUUUGAUCCAAACACAGUUGCCAAAAUGGGGGAGGAGGAGAUUGAAGAGAGAGCUUCCAACAAAGCUUUAAUGUUGCCAGACUGCAAAGUCAGGUGCAUUGUAGACAAUGCCAAAUGCAUAUUGAAGAUUGUGAGGGAAUGUGGAUCUUUCAGUAGCUAUAUGUGGGGUUCUGUGAAUCACAAACCAGUCAUCAACAGGUUCAGACACCCGAGGAAUGUUCCUCUGAGGAGCCCGAAAGCAGAAGCCAUGAGCAAGGAUUUGAUAAAGCGGGGAUUUCGAUACGUUGGACCAGUCAUUGUGUACUCAUUCAUGCAGGCUGCUGGGUUGACCAUCGAUCAUCUUGUGGAUUGCUAUAGGUAUAGUGAGUGUGUAAGCCUUGCAGAAAGACCUUGGAGACAUAUCUAGCUAGCUACUCAUUCUCCUGUCUUAACUUGAUAAGUUAAUAACUUAUGGCACGUUUACUUACUUGGAAUGGAAAAUAAUCAUGAAUCGGAGACAAGUGGAAUGAGAGAAGAAAGGAAUCGGUAUUGAUUCCGGAGGAAUGAUUCCUAAACCCAUCUCCCCCCUUCGUAAUCGAAUUCCUGAGCAUUCAGGAAUCGAUUCCUGAUAAAUAGGUGGGACCUACACCAAUUCUCAUUCCUUCAUGUGUUAGUAAACACAGGAAUUCUUUUACCUGAAAUCAUUCCGAUUCCUUUAUGUGUUAGUAAACACAGGGGUAUUUUUACUCCGUAAUCAUUCCAUUACAUUCCAUUCCAUUCUAAGUAAGUAAACGUGCCCUUAAUUCUAUGUAUUGUCUGCCACUUCUGUAGAAAUCAAUAACUUAAUGAUUUAUAAGUUCUUAAUUAUAUAUGUAUGAAAUUGUAUAGCUAGGGAGCUAGCCUAGGAUCCAAGUUGGAUUCUAGAGCUCAUCAUUUUUCCAUUUUUGUGUUUAUGUAUAAUGUACCAAGUGAGUUGAAAUAUUUAAUGAGAAAAUGAAUCGAAAUUGCUAUCUUUA
Molecule: messenger RNA, 1672 nt
Organism: Rosa rugosa (rugosa rose)
Lineage: Eukaryota; Viridiplantae; Streptophyta; Magnoliopsida; Rosales; Rosaceae
Exons: 6
Coding region: 127-1083 (318 amino acids)
Biological process (GO): base-excision repair
Molecular function (GO): DNA-3-methyladenine glycosylase activity
Source: RefSeq, a predicted model, not a curated record